AUGCGCAGUAUCCUGCUCGGAACUCUUUUGGGUUUAGCCAUCAGCGGCCUGUCGAGCGCCAAAGUCAUUUUCGAAGAAGAUUUCGAGGGCAGCCUCGAUCAGUGGAAGAUUGAAGGAUGCCCUGGCGGCGUGGAAAUCUCCGCAGAUUCGGCUCGCACUGGCUCGAAAUCGGCCAAAUUUGUUGUCCAUGAUGAGGACACAAAUGCGGCCUGCCCCGACUCUCCGACUGAGAACCCUCGUGCCCAGCUCGAUUCGAAAGGAUUGUUCCAGGAUGGCGAUGACUACUUCAUCGGCUUUUCUGUGAUGUUCCCCGAAGGCUUCCCCCAGAUCACCAACUGGUUUAUGUUCUUCGAGCUUUACGGACCCCCCUACAACGGGACCCCGAGCAUGGCCCUUUAUGUUUCGGAGGACAACCGGGUCACCUUUGGUCGUGACGCAUCUUCCAACAGAGACACCAUCUGGACGGGCGCGGAGAUCGUGCCCGGCAAAUGGCGAGAUAUCGCCCUGCACGUCAAAUUCUCCACGGACCCCGCGAUUGGGUUCGUCCAGAUCUGGGAGGAUGGUCAGCCGCAGCAGUUGGUAGGGGGCAAUGGGACCACGGUCUUUUACCGCACGCUUAACCGGGAGGUCAAUUAUGAUGGUACUCCGAAUACCGUCGUCCUCAACCAAUACCGCAGCAAGGACACCGGAUACGACUCGGUAACACUUUAUCACGAUUCAGUCAAGGUUGGAACCAGUCUGGAGGAUGUUUCGCCGUAG
Molecule: messenger RNA, 759 nt
Organism: Aspergillus puulaauensis
Lineage: Eukaryota; Fungi; Ascomycota; Eurotiomycetes; Eurotiales; Aspergillaceae
Exons: 1
Coding region: 1-759 (252 amino acids)
Source: RefSeq, a predicted model, not a curated record